AUGCAGUGCCUAGGAAGCGCUGUGGCGCCAUGCGAAGCGGGUCCGUCCAGGGAAGCGUUCCGGACGUCGCGGCGCGUGUCGGUGGUCGGGGAGCUGCAGUUCCGCUCGCGCCAGUACCUGGUGGGGUCGGCGGCGCACUACAGCGACCAGGAGCUGUGCCUGCUGGCGUGGCUGAACGAGCGCUACGCGCACGCCUGCCAGACGCUCGGCGACCGCGUCAAGGCGCCGCCGCAGCGACGCAACAUCACCAACUUCGAGAACGACCUCGCGGACGCCGUGGUGCUCGCCUACGUCACGCUCGAUGCCUGCCCCUACGUCCUGGACUUCAUGCCCGACAUCUUCCCGCAGCCCGCCAACCUCGAGCAGGCGCAGCACAACGCGGCGCGCGCGGUGGCAGUGUGGACCAAGCUGCGCCUGGGCUUCACCGUGUGCGUGCGCGACCUGGUGCGGCCGCUGGCCGUCAAGAUGGUGCUGCUGGUGGCCUUCCUCUACAACGUGCUGCCCGUCAUGUCGGCGCGCGCCUCGAUGCGCCUUACCGCGCCGCUCUCCGACCGCGCGAGG
Messenger RNA from Gryllus bimaculatus (two-spotted cricket), 561 nucleotides. The record is from the annotation of a GenBank genome assembly. Lineage: Eukaryota; Metazoa; Arthropoda; Insecta; Orthoptera; Gryllidae.